Molecule: messenger RNA, 1440 nt
Organism: [Torrubiella] hemipterigena
Lineage: Eukaryota; Fungi; Ascomycota; Sordariomycetes; Hypocreales; Clavicipitaceae
Source: the annotation of a GenBank genome assembly
AUGUCUGGACGAUGGGCUGGUCCGACGCUGCCGCCUGUCCUCGCGUGGCCCGUUUCUAAGGGCGCCGAGCUUGUGCGCGAGGCCGUUGGAGGUGUGACUUGGGGACCGAUGUUGGCUGUAGCCAAGCCGACCAUUCUUGCUGCGUUAUCCAAGAUUGAAAAAGGCACACUGUUGCUAGUGGACGAACCUGCCGAGACUCGACAUGUCUUUGGACAGAAGCUCUCUGGUAAGCUUGAAAGCGUGGAUAUGGAUGAGCCCGUCCUUCGCUCGGCUACCACUGUCCCAAGAGUAGAGAUCGUUGUCAAGAACGAUGCUUUCUGGAUGCGUCUGUUUCUGUUUGCCGACAUGGGCUUUUCCGAGGCUUACAUGCUGGGCGACUUUACGUGCGAGGAUCUCACAUCCUUCUUCCAGCUAUUCAUUAUCAACCGUGAUCAAAUGGGCAACGGCGAGACAUGGAUCUCAAGUCUAUCAUCCGCCAUAUCCAGCGUCGCCAGAUCAACAAACACACUUUCCAACGCACUUCUCAAUAUUUCAGCUCACUACGAUAUUAGCAACGACAUGUUUGCCGCAUUUCUAUCACCUGAUAUGACGUACUCCUGCGCUAUCUGGGACAAAGAGCCGACUGUGGAGGCUGUCACCGAGACACUAGAACGAGCGCAAUACCGCAAGCUUCACAGAUUCAUUGAUGGCGCCAAGAUCAAAUCCACAGAUCACGUCUUGGAAAUUGGCACUGGAUGGGGAUCGUUUGCUAUGGAAGCUGUCAGACGCACAGGAUGCCGGGUGACUAGCUUAACGCUGUCCAAAGAGCAAAAGGCUCUUGCUGAAGAGCGCAUUGCCGCAGCUGGAUUUGCUGAUAAGAUUGAAGUUAAGCUUAUGGAUUACCGUGCGCUAGAAGUUUCGGAGCCUUUUGAUAAAAUCGUCUCCAUUGAAAUGCUCGAGGCCGUUGGUAAGGAGUACUUGGCGACAUACUUCAAAGCGAUUAACCGCCUUCUCAAGCCCGACGGAGGUAUUGCCAUGUUUCAAUGCAUUACCAUGCCCGAGGGUCGCAGUGAGGCAUACGCAAAGACUGAAGACUUUAUUAACCACUACAUCUUCCCUGGCGGCUACCUUCCGUCGAUUACAGAACUGCUGAACCAUAUUAGCCGCGAGUCUAAGGGAACUCUGAUUAUCGAAAACGUCGAAAACAUUGGCGGCCAUUACUCGAAAACGCUGCGUCUAUGGAAGGAAGAAUUCUUGCGCAAUUUUGAGUCUCACAUCAAACCUGCUCUGCUUGAGCAACAUGAUGACAUGACAGAAGAAGGCGUCGAUGUUUUCCGCCGUAAGUGGGAGUACUACUUUACAUACUGCGAGGCUGGUUUUGUGACCAAAACUCUCGGCGACGUUGUCAUCACCGUGGGAAGAGAGGGCAGCUUAGAGCUGAUGGAAGGAAUCCCGUUGUAA